Molecule: messenger RNA, 1900 nt
Organism: Myxocyprinus asiaticus (Chinese sucker)
Lineage: Eukaryota; Metazoa; Chordata; Actinopteri; Cypriniformes; Catostomidae
Product: rho-related GTP-binding protein RhoF-like
Exons: 5
Coding region: 262-891 (209 amino acids)
Biological process (GO): cell migration; small GTPase-mediated signal transduction
Molecular function (GO): GTP binding; GTPase activity
Source: RefSeq, a predicted model, not a curated record
AAGGCACAUGUUUAACAGGCUCAAUUACAACAACAUGCUCUGAUCUGCUGUAUAUUUUACUUGAAAACAUAGUCACAUGGUUUGAAAGAAAAAAAUUAUUUAAGCGAGAGGAGGAGGAAAUGAGGACCGGAUAGCAGCACGCUUACCUGGCAUAACUUUACUUUUGCAUUAUGCUUACACUCAUGAAUUUACCUGACACAUCUGUGCACUUGGGCACCUAUUGGAGGAACUGACCUGGCCUUUGCGGCCUCACUUAAGGAGAUGACGCAGAAUGGUACAAAAGCCGGCAAUGGCACUCAUACUGAUAGUCUUAAAAUUGUGAUCGUUGGAGAUGGGGGUUGUGGAAAGACAUCCCUGCUCAUGGUAUACGCCAAAGGAGAUUUCCCAGAGAAAUAUGCUCCAUCUGUGUUUGACAAAUAUGUCACCACUGUGUCUUAUGGAGGAAAAGACAUACAGUUGAAUCUUUAUGAUACAGCAGGCCAAGAAGACUAUGAUCGCUUGAGGCCACUCUCCUAUCAAGAUGUAAACCUCGUUAUCAUCUGCUAUGAUGUGACAAAUCCAACUUCUUUCGACAAUGUGACGAUAAAGUGGUACCCUGAGGUCCGUCAUUUCUGCGGAGAUGUCCCCAUUAUCCUCAUAGGCUGCAAGACAGACCUGCGAAAGGACAAAGAGAGGACGAGGAAACUCAAAGCCUUAGAUAUGGCCCCCAUCACCUAUAUUCAGGGCGAAGAGACCCAGAAGCAAAUGAAUGCUGAAAUAUACCUGGAGUGUUCGGCUAAAUAUAGAGAAAAUGUGGAGGACAUUUUCAGAGAGGCAACCAAGCGGGCAUUAGCAGCACGGGCUAAAGCAAAACGUGCCCGCAAAAAGAAGAAACGUUGCACCAUUCUGUGACCAUUGCAGGAAGAACAAACAGCGAAAACACAUUUUCUUCAUUCACUUUUUGAUACGAACUACAAUAUGUUGUAUACAUUCAAAAACCAUCUGUAAUGCCUCUCAGAAAUGGUUAAGCUGUCUCCAAGGAGUAUUUUUUUACAAGGACAUGAGGAGUGUGUUCUCUCACAGUCCUUCCUGCAAGAAAGACUUAGUGUUUGACUUAGUUAUAUGACUUGAUUGAAUCUUUUCUUCCACAAUUGUGAAUCCAAUAAGAGAUGGACAAAACUGGAGUAAAUGCUGCUGUUGUUUUAGGGAAGACCACAAAAAGUUUGGUGCCACUUUGGUUACAUUCUUUGUGUUUUAUGAUGCUUUACUGUUUUAACACACAUCUAAUGUUAUGUAAGUCAUUUAAUUUUGUAACUCCUGCCUACUGGGAUAUAACAUGUUAUUGGGGUAUAUUUAGGCAAAUCAAAAAUGUUUACAUUCAUAACUCGGGUAGAGAGAACUGUACUGGGCAUGUGCGGUAUAACUGUCAUCAGUCUAGUUUGUUUGUAAUUGAAGAAAUUUAGUGUUGCAAUUGCCCCAGUUUCACCCGAUUACACAAUAGUUGUAGUUUUAAACGCAGUUACAAUAUUGUUACAGUCCAUGGGCUUCCAAAUCUGUCUUUGAUUGUCUGUUUUCGGAUGUAUAUUUGGAGACAUAUCACUUUAUAGGUGCUGUAAGCGAUUUGUUUGUUCAUGGAAAGGUAUGUUGCUACUCCCUAAACAUUAUUAAUGAAAUAAGUGUCAUGAGAUAUCUCACCUAUCUCUGGGACAGCUCUAGACUCUGUAAACAGCAAACAAAAAUGUUCCGCUUUCUGCCUGUCAAUCAUAAUAUUGUAAUUGCAGCAAAGUAGUGAGGCUUAAUGCCAUUUUAUUCCAUGUUGUUCAUAACAGUGUUCUGUUGAGGGCGCUAUUUUACUGAUGAUGUUUUUGACAACAAUUUCUGCUGAUCUCGGUCUCAAUAAAGCUCAUUUGGUAUCUUCUGA